CAUCGGCCUGUCCUCAUCCUCUCCUUCGCUCUCUUCCUCCUUCCCUGCGCGCUCUCCAUACUCGGUCUCCAUCUGUCUUCAUGGUUCUGAUCUCACCCCAUACCAUGCAAGCCACCCGGGCGUCCACCACCGUCAGUGUGUUUGCGGACUGCAGCAUCCCGGCCGGGCUCCGGAUUGGACCGGUACCGGGCAUCUUCAAACUCGGGAAGUACGUGUCGGACCGUAAGGAAGUAGGGCCAAAGAAAAAGAUCCGUUUGGUUAGGGGGGAAUUUGUAGAUGAGUCAGGAUGUCCAGUGCCAGACUGGAUCGGAUUCAUUCGCGCCGCAAGAAACAGCCAAGAGCAAAACCUGGAGGCUGUGUCGGACUUGCCUGGCGGACAGAUUUUCUACCGCGUGCUGAGAGAAAUCCCAGCAGGAGAGGAGCUCAGCGUCUGGUACUCCAACGCUCUGGCCCAGUGGUACGACAUCCCCACCACGGCCACUCCCACGCACGACGAGAAAGGUGAGGAGCGUUACAUCUGCUGGUACUGUUGGAGAAUAUUCAAAUACCCGAACACACUCAAGGCCCACGUUCACUUCCAUUGCGCACUGAGCAACGGGCGGGGGUUUGUGAGCAGCGAACAGGCCAGAGGCACGGAGACCUUCAGCAGGUCACCGAAAUCUGGAGACAUUCCCAACAACUCCGCCUCUCCGAGGAGCGGUCACAGUAACUCCUCCAUCUCAGACUCUGGCCGGCGGGCGGUGUCCUCGUCACCGUUUUUAAACAAAACAGGACUGUCAAAGAAAAGCAGCACCGAGGAGCAGGACAGGGCCCUCGACAUGAGCGUUACCUCCGCCAGAAACCAGGGGCAUCUCCUCAGCCUGGGCGCCACCACUUCAAUGCUAAGCAGCAUGGGCUUCCAUCCCGGUGUGCGCUCAGCUUUUAAACCAACUGGUGUCUCCAAAGUACCGGGAGGUGAGGGCUCCAGAGAGGAGGCAAACGGGAAGAUGAGCGGUAUGGGAUUCAGCAAACUCAUUGGGAACAUGAAACCAAUCCGCAACGUGGGCGAGGGCCUAAACGGAGGAGGGAGCCACCCUCCCAAGUGCCCACCUGCAAUUAUGGACUCCACAUCUCCGAUGGUACCGUGCACAAACGCAAUCCGGGGUUUCCCGUUGCUGUCUCACAUGGAAGAGACCUCAGCUUUUAAGCACGUAGAAAGCCGUUUACACUCCGGCCUCUCCCCGUCCCGUUACCCCCAAAUGCCCCCGGGACUCCAUUUUGAAAGAUUCUCUCUCCCUCACUUUGACGGUGUCAAGACUUACGGUGGAGACUGUAACAUCCCUCUGAUGCCCUUCACUGUCUAUAACGGGGAGCUUUUAUACAGCUCACCUUACUAUCCGCUGAAAUUCCACUUCAGCAACCUCCUCAAGUACCCAGAAUCUGUGUCAUACUUUGGUGCACCCUCGCUGAGCCACGACCUGGGCUCAAUCACAAACAUUGACCGGGAGAUCGCCAUGCACACGCAACAGCUGUCUGAAAUCGCAGCAGAGAAGAACCGGACAAGGCUGGAUUCCAUCCCCGCCGGAAGCGCCAGCAACACCACCACUGGCAAACCCAAAAAGGGACACCUGUGUCUUUACUGUGGGAAGCUGUACUCCAGGAAAUACGGCCUGAAAAUCCACAUGAGGACUCACACAGGUUACAAGCCCCUCAAGUGUAAGGUGUGCUUCAGGCCCUUCGGAGACCCCAGCAACCUAAACAAACAUAUCCGACUCCACGCGGAGGGAAACACACCCUACAGGUGCGACUUCUGUGGAAAGGUGCUGGUGCGGAGGCGGGACUUGGAGAGGCACGUCAAGUCCAGACACCCCGGACAAACCGUCAAAAAACUGGACGAAAAACCUGGCGGCCUGUUUGAGGACGCGGAGCAAAAGAGCGACAAUGACAGCGACGUGGACGUGUGCUUCACCGAUGACCAGAGCGACCAGGAGUCGAGCAAAAACAAUGACUGAGAUGCUUUCACGGCCACAGAAAGACUGGCAUUGUCUUUAAAUAUUGUACACAGGAACACAUGUCAUUUAGUCUUGUAUGAAGUCUUGCAUUUUUACAUUUUAGAUGCCUGGAAGGCGUGCGAACCACAAACGUAAUGAAAAUGUGUUUCUGAGUAAAGUUAUUCAGGACAUAUUUAGUUAGGCAGGUAGGCUAAAAUAUUCAGUGCUCUCCACAAGGACACGUUUCCCCGCUGCUUCGAACCCCCGAAAAAAACCUUUGAAAAAGAAAGAAAGAAAGAAAGAAAGAAAAGCAAACUCUGGUCUUUGCGUUUUUGCAACGUGCACCAAACUACAAUAAAAGUGAACGGUAAAGUUUGACAUUUCACAUUUUAUUUUAAUGCGAAUCAUCAUAAUUGUUUCCACAUUCCUUUUGAUGCAGGCUAAAACAAAUCUGCCAGCGUUUCAAAAAUACUGACACUUCAACAAAACCCAGAAGGCAGCAGCGCACUAAAGAAGAAAAACGAUCCAACCUCAGCUACAUUCUCAGUCACAAAAAAGUGGAAAAAACAGACAAGAAAAACAAAAACUGACAAGACUGAAUAUGGCACAAAAACACGUCUUCUUGAUCUGGUUUGCAGUGUAAAAACAAAUAACACGACUAUCUUUUGUAAUAUGCUUCCCUAACGAAUUCCCACGUUUGGAUCAGGUAAUUAACUAAAGGCCCAUCGAAAAAAGAAAAGAAAAAAAAAGAACACUAUAUUCAGUUAGACGGGAUAUGGACACAUUAUGGAAAAUUGGAACAUGAUUCUUGUUGUAUUUUCUUUUGUUUUGUACUGUGAAUAAGAUCCCCACACUCCCUCUAAACUGUCAGUUGCACUUUAAAACAGCAAUGGGCAUUACGUCUCCAUAAAACAGCUGCAAAAACUAUUAUUGUGGCUGCUGAUUAUUGAUUGAUUAUUGUAUCUAGCCCCCCCACCCCCACCACACACACACACACACACACACACACACACACACACACACACACACACACACGGGCGCGCCUCGCGCACUGUUCUUAAAUUUGCACUUUCUUGCCGAGGCGUGCUGUUUUCACAGAGGCACCCAACAGCGUCCAGUUUAUUUAAGGAGUUACGCCUAGAUAAAGAAUAUGUAUUGAUUGCAGUUAUAGCCUAUGUACAGAAGUUGUAAAAUAUGAUAUUUCAAAUUUCAGUGGAGAAGUGAUGUAUACUUUUUUUUUUAAAGUGAUAUUGUCCAUGAGGACAGCGUUUUACU
Molecule: messenger RNA, 3245 nt
Organism: Archocentrus centrarchus (flier cichlid)
Lineage: Eukaryota; Metazoa; Chordata; Actinopteri; Cichliformes; Cichlidae
Gene: prdm13
Product: PR domain containing 13
Exons: 4
Coding region: 81-1991 (636 amino acids)
Biological process (GO): regulation of gene expression
Cellular component (GO): nucleus
Molecular function (GO): protein binding
Source: RefSeq, a predicted model, not a curated record